AUGCUCAGAGAAGAAAAAACCUCAAGGCUCUUACCACUGAAGCAUUAUCAUUACAAUGAAGUGAAGAGGUUUACAAACUCAUUUGCUUGUGUAGUUGGGAAAGGAGGAUUUGGAACUGUUUACAAAGGAAACCUUCCUGAUGGCCGUAAGGUCGCGGUGAAGGUUUUGAAGGACUCAAAGAGAAACGGUGAAGAUUUCAUCAACGAAGUCGCCAGUAUGAGCCAAACAUCUCAUGUCAACAUUGUUUCUUUGAUUGGAUUCUGCUAUGAAGGAUCAAAAAGAAUGAUUGUUUAUGAAUUUCUAGAGAAUGGGUCUUUGGAUCAAUUUAUAUCCACAAACGCGGCCUCAUCAAUUGCGGAAUGGAGAAGAACGCUUUACGAGAUUUUACUAGGAGUUGCUCGUGGUCUUGAGUACUUGCACUACGGCUGCAAAACAAGGAUUGUACAUUUCGACAUUAAACCGCAGAACGUGUUGUUGGAUUGCAAUCUUUGCCCCAAAGUUUCUGACUUUGGCCUCGCUAAGCUCUGCGAGAAGAAAGAGAGCAUCAUGUCACUGUUGGACACAAGAGGCACAAUAGGGUACAUUGCGCCAGAGAUGAUCUCCAGAGUUUAUGGUGGUGUGUCUCACAAGUCAGAUGUCUAUAGCUAUGGAAUGCUGGUACUUGAGAUGAUUGGUGCAACAAACAAAGACACUGUCGAAAACCCUACCUCAAACACUAGCUCGAUUUAUUUCCCAGAUUGGAUUUAUAAUGAUCUUGAAAAUGAACAACAGAGUAGGCUUUAUGGGGAUGAUGACCUAACCAAAGAAGAAGAAGAAAUCACGAAGAAGAUGAUCUUUGUGGCUCUGUGGUGUAUCCAGUCUUAUCCAUCAAAUAGACCAUGCAUGAAAAGAGUUGUGGAGAUGAUGGAAGGAAGUUUGGAUGCUCUUGAAGUCCCUCCUAGGCCUGUUUUUCAAGUUCCCAUUACGCCUCUUCAAGAAUCUUCCACACUUUCGAGAGAUAUUUCGGUUUACAGCUUUAGUCGGUAGAAGGAAUGAUAAAGCAAUAGCAGUAUGCUAUAUAAACAGUAUGCUACGAAAAUUGU
Brassica napus (rape) is the source of this 1082-nucleotide messenger RNA. RefSeq names its product LEAF RUST 10 DISEASE-RESISTANCE LOCUS RECEPTOR-LIKE PROTEIN KINASE-like 2.5. Gene Ontology annotation, molecular function: protein kinase activity; ATP binding. The transcript has a single exon. The record is from RefSeq and is a predicted model, not a curated record. The coding region runs from base 1 to 1026 and encodes 341 amino acids. NCBI's taxonomy places the organism in Eukaryota, Viridiplantae, Streptophyta, Magnoliopsida, Brassicales, Brassicaceae. Gene Ontology annotation, biological process: protein phosphorylation.